Molecule: messenger RNA, 744 nt
Organism: Adineta ricciae
Lineage: Eukaryota; Metazoa; Rotifera; Eurotatoria; Adinetida; Adinetidae
Source: the annotation of a GenBank genome assembly
AUGGCACCUAAUAAACUGGAACCAUAUGCAGCACAAAUUAGUUCAAAUAUUUUCAAACUGACCAAUUCCUCACCAAUUCCAUUUGAAAUGACAUCGAUUUUUGGUUCAUUCAAUCAAGCAGCAUUACUUCGUUUCUUCGAACAACAUCAAACAUUAGGAGUUGAUAUCGCUCCAUUCGUAUUUGGGAUGCUCGGACAUGCCGCUAUGAUGCUUGAUGGAGUGGAAGUUUUCAAUCCUGAUGGCACCGAUGAUGAUGAUGAUUAUCGAUCUUCGUUCAAUAAUAAUAUGAAAGCAAAAGAAUCUAUCGAAAUACCUGAAAUUGACAUCUCGGAUGAAGUAGAUGUGAAUACUAAUACGUUGCAAGUUGAUCAAUAUUCUAACGAGCCUUCAUGUGAACAUGAUUGUGUUGAACCCGGUACUACACAAUCAUCGAUAACUAUAUAUGAUAAUAAAUGUGAUAAAUCUACAUCAAUGGUAUCAUCGGAAUCUUCUUCUUCAGCUGAUGAAGAUGAAGAAUCGUUCGUUUCAAAUCUAUCACUAUCAUCAAAGCGUCGAACCUCGUCAACAUUGUCAAACAGUCAACUGAUGAAAGAAAAUCUUUAUUUGAAGAAAAAAUUAACGUUUUACGAACAAAAUUAUGUGCCAAGACCGAAUGGUGAAGUAGCAGAUUAUCUGCGUACUCUGAUCGAAAGAUCAGAUGCCUUGUUACCAACUGAAGCAAGUGCCAACGAGCAGCAAUCCUAA